Messenger RNA from Chrysoperla carnea, 2695 nucleotides. It is a transcript of the gene Glut4EF, whose product is annotated as zinc finger protein 395. NCBI's taxonomy places the organism in Eukaryota, Metazoa, Arthropoda, Insecta, Neuroptera, Chrysopidae. Gene Ontology annotation, molecular function: RNA polymerase II cis-regulatory region sequence-specific DNA binding; DNA-binding transcription factor activity. The transcript is spliced from 6 exons. The record is from RefSeq and is a predicted model, not a curated record. The coding region runs from base 53 to 1678 and encodes 541 amino acids. Gene Ontology annotation, cellular component: nucleus. Gene Ontology annotation, biological process: regulation of transcription by RNA polymerase II.
AUUUAUUUUUAAAGUGUAUUUUUAUUAUUAUUUUAUUUUUAAAUCGUAAAUCAUGUCGACUGGUAAACGUUUAGCGAAACGUUCCAUAAUUGGGACGCGUGUAUGUGCACCAGGGGAUAAUGGUAAAUAUUAUUCGGGUGUUAUUCAUGCUGUUAAAACACCCGCAACAUAUCCAGAAAAUAAUAAUUGUAUAAAUUUAACAACAAAUACACGAUAUUCGGUUCGUUUUGAUACGAAAUUAGCGGUUGGGAAACGAGGUUGUCGCGAGUAUCGUGAAUGUGAGUUAAUUGGACCCGGGUUCGGUUCAAUUACUGGACUGACGUUAAUGCAUGGUCAAAAAGUUUUUAUUACGUUUAAUGGACGUGAAACAUCUGGGGAAGUGAUUCGACAUCAGCCAGAAAUCGAUGAAGUUUUGAUUUUAAUUUAUUUCCAAGAGACGCCUGUGGAGGUGACUAAACGUAUCGAUGAGGUACGUCUACUUGAAUCCAGAAAGUCAGCGAGGUUGAUGGACCAAGAUACAGAUUUUGCGAGACUUGCCGACAUGGCUGGCGGUGAACGUAAGCGACAAGCAUCGCACACCAUUGAUGUACCACAAGUUCAACAGGGGUCACGUAAACGACGGCCAAGCAGUAGUCAUGAUGACAUGUACGAUUCAGAGGACGAUCUGAUGGAUGAGUGCAGUGCAGCCUUGGUCUUAAUGAGUUUAUCAUGUUCACCCAAAUCAUCACACAUGCCAUCUUUCGGUGAUUUUAGUCCAACAGAUGGCAGUAGCAGUUCAGCGUCAUGGCGUUCAGGAACACCAUCGCCACCACUUAGUGAGGAGGGCUCAUCGGCUGCAUCUUAUUGGAAAUAUCAAUCGAACACGUCCGAUGAAGGUAUCGUCGUUGAUUAUAUGGAUGAAUUGCCACGGAAGAAAAAGGCUAGUAAUCGAAUGAUAUUCCAAUGUACAUGGCCUGGCUGCCUCUACAUGACCAAAUCUUGCACCACAAUCGAAGCUCACGUACGAAAUGUACAUUUAGGACCCAGACAGAAUGAAGAUGAUUUAUCCGAUCACGAAGAAGAAUUUUAUUACACAGAAGUUGAAUUGGGCUUACAUCAUUCGUCGCCACCCACAAUGUCACACCAAGACAUGGCACGGCCGCCUCACGAAGACCCAGAAUAUCAACGACAAUUUGUUGGUAAUUUACGUACGAAUUUAUUAGCGGCCGCUGCAGCUGCGGCUAACAAUAAUUCAAUUGUGACGCAAUCGUCCUCAGUAACGGCCACUGCCUCAAUACCAUCGAUAUCUACCGUUGUCCAAUCACCGACUCCAAUACAAUCGCCGACGUCGCACACUAUCACUCAACAUCAAAUCAACGUAAUACAAGCGACGCCAUCCACAUUUACAUAUAACACACCGACAACCUCAUCUUCAACGGUCUCAUCCUCUUCGUCGCCCAUGAAACACCACAAGUUGAGUCCAAGGCCGGUCAGUGCAUUCCCAUAUCCAUCACCGUCCAGUCCUCCAGCGUUGUUAUCGUUAAGUGCUCCCGCACCCACACGUACAAUACCACCCAGUCCAUCGCGUCGAUUACGUGGCGAAAACAAAAAAUGCCGUAAAGUCUAUGGCAUGGAACAUCGUGAACUGUGGUGUACACAAUGUAAAUGGAAGAAGGCGUGCAGCCGUUUUGGGGAUUAAGAAAAUUAUUGCAAAACCAUUUUUAUUUUAUGACGCAAUUUUUUUUUUCUUUUAAUCGUAAAAUCCCGACUUAUCGUCCCAAACCCCGAAAUUAUGAAUUAUCAAUUUUACCAAUAUUUUUAUAAAAGUUUAAAAAAAUCCAAAAAAAAAAAUAUAUUUGCUCCUUGCACACAAAAAACCACAAAAAUGCUCAUUAAUGGAGCAGAUUUGGUGCUGUCUUAAUUAAUGGAUAUUUUUGUAAUUUAAUCGGCACUCGCUACGGUUGUGCAAGGCGCGAAUAAAUGAGACGAUUUUUUAAAUAGAUGCUUGACACGGUUGGAUUAUAAAUAAAUAGUUUUGUGAAGACAUCUAGUGCUUAAAAUUGAAAGUAAAAUAAGAUUGCUGUAUAUAUUUCUCAGAAGUUAAUUAUUACAAAUCAAUACUUGCCGUAGAUUCAUAUCAAUUUUUCUUACUUGAGUUAAAAAUCGAAGCACUAGAAGAACACUAAUGGAGAGUAGAAACUUUGGAAUACUGAGAAUAGAAAAAGAAAAUCUUUUCGUACUUAAAAACCGUCCUCAUAAACAAAUACACAAACUAAUUGAUAUCGAAAAUUUUAAAAAAUCGUCUCUGAUUUAUACAGCGUGUAUUGGUAUGCGAUGUAGACCAAAGCAGAUUUUUAAAUAACAACACCACGACCUACAUCAUAUAGCUGUACACACUGUAUAUACAGGGUGUCUUUAAUUAACCCUGGAAAAUUUUAUUACGAGCAAAGAAAACAUCUUUAACAAAUUUCCAUCGGAUAAUUUUUGAGGUAUUUCGAGAUAUCUUUCAUCCAAUCAGAAAGCAGUUAGAUUCAGAAUACAAGUAAUCAAGUAAAUUGAUAAUUAUUGACUCCUGACUCUAACUGCUUUGUGAUUGGAUGAAAGAUAUCUCAAAAUAUCUCGGAAAUUACGAAUCAGAUAAAAAUUUUUUAAAGACAUUUUUCGUUUGUCUCGAUGACCUUAAUCUCGUAGUUGAGUUUUCCAAGGUCAAUUUAAA